AUGGCGCCGAUAACUCGUUCGUCAGGCAUCGCAGCCCUUACCGUAACUUUGCUCGCAGUAUUAGGACCUGCUUUCUACCAAUUUGUCUUUCCGUAUCUAAAUCUUCACUCAUCGUCGUCGCAUUUCAUUUCAUUUCCCCUCCCUCCAUCUAUCUCGAAGUUCCUCCAUAUCCAAGAUGUCGAGCAACAGGCAUCACCACCAUCGUCAUCAUCGUUUAGCUGUCUCCCACAUACCUACACAACGGAGAUAAUCUCACUAGACCCGCUAUUAAUCUACAUCGACUCAUUCCUCUCGCCGACCGAUAUCAGCGCACUCCUCGAGGCCGGCGAACCCGAGUUCGCCCCGUCGCAAGUAUACAAACGCGGCCGGAACCAAGGGACAUCAGAUCGCACCUCAUCAUCCGCCGGGUUACCGCGUAACAAUCCAGCUGUGCAAUGUGUACUAAACAGAGCGGAAACAUUCCUCGGCGCUAUGCUAGAUUCAUCCCGCGAUGAUAUCGGACCCCCGCAGUUGGUCCGGUAUACGUCUGGUCAAAGGUUUAAUAGACACCACGAUUGGUAUAAGAACCCGCAGCCCACGCGCAAGGGUAUGCUUGGGCGUGGAAGGACGUGGAAUAGGAUUGCUAGUUUCUUUGCUAUUUUGGAAGAUCAGUGCACGGGUGGUGAGACUUGGUUCCCGUUCGUGAAUACGACUGCGCUUCCGAUGGUGGAUGCGGAAGGUCGGCCGCUUUGGAGGAGACAUGAGGAUGGUGGGAGCGCGUUUAGACCUGUUGCUGGGAAUGCUUUAUUCUGGGUCAAUUUAUUUAAUAACGGUACCGGUGAUGAUCGGACUGUCCACGCGGGCCUACCGGUAGAGGAUGGUUUGAAGACUGCGAUGAAUAUUUGGCCUCGGAAAUUCUAUGAAUAA
Hypoxylon trugodes is the source of this 906-nucleotide messenger RNA. RefSeq lists its product as uncharacterized. Bases 1 to 906 code for a protein of 301 amino acids. The record is from RefSeq and is a predicted model, not a curated record. Gene Ontology annotation, biological process: peptidyl-proline hydroxylation to 4-hydroxy-L-proline. Gene Ontology annotation, cellular component: endoplasmic reticulum. NCBI's taxonomy places the organism in Eukaryota, Fungi, Ascomycota, Sordariomycetes, Xylariales, Hypoxylaceae. Gene Ontology annotation, molecular function: L-ascorbic acid binding; procollagen-proline 4-dioxygenase activity; iron ion binding. The transcript is spliced from 2 exons.